Molecule: messenger RNA, 5540 nt
Organism: Rhipicephalus microplus (southern cattle tick)
Lineage: Eukaryota; Metazoa; Arthropoda; Arachnida; Ixodida; Ixodidae
Product: unconventional myosin-Ie-like
Biological process (GO): actin filament organization; endocytosis
Cellular component (GO): actin cytoskeleton; myosin complex; cytoplasm
Molecular function (GO): microfilament motor activity; ATP binding; actin filament binding
Source: RefSeq, a predicted model, not a curated record
CGCUCAACUCGCGGGAGCGGCGGUAGCGCAGCUUACCAAGCAGUCAGUCAUUCGUCUGUUUGUGCGUGGGCCCGCAACUGGCGUCCGGCCGCAGCUACGGAUCGGCAUUGGUGCGGCGGCGGCGCAUCUGCGCAAUCUUCAGGACGGACUUUGUUCCUUCACGUACCGGCUGAGUGUUGUGCGCUGUGCUACAAACCGACUACGCCUGUCAACGGGGUCUGUUCGGGCGUGAUUUCUUUUUGUGUGCAGCCUCUGAGGGUUCGUUGAUCCUCGGUUGUCUCGUGAGCUGCGCGACUGUCGUUUACCUUCCAGAAGAGAGUUGUGCUCGCCGUGUCGUCGUCUGCUGCGCUCUUCGCGAGACGACGCCAAUCUGGUUUCGCGAGGUGUUGCGACGGCGCGUCACCAUGUGUAGUGUUGCGAUGUUUGUGCUCGGUGCGCGCGCUAUUCGAGUUUCCAGGGAGCGCCCGGGCCACAGUUAAGUGUGGGCAGCACUAAUGUCUCCUACGUGCACGGAAUCCCGAUGAAAGCCGGUUUCUGAGCGUGGGCGUCUCUGGCUGCUCUUCUUUUUUCGCUGAAAGUGCGGUUGCUGUGUUGUUCUACUCCGCGCCGCAGUCUGGGCCGGUGACACCUCUGCUUCCGGUGACUCCUCCGAAACACUGAGCAGCGUGUAAAGCGUGUGUGUUCAGCUCCUCCGGAGAGACACCAGCCAUCAUGGUGUACCACUGGCAGAGCCAGCAGUACCGCACCAGUGGUGUGGACGACAUGGUGCUCCUCACCAAAAUCAACGAGGAUGCCAUCGUCGAGAAUCUACGAAAGCGAUACAUGGACGACCAGAUCUUUACGUACAUUGGUCCUGUGCUUGUGUCAGUGAACCCCUUCAAGCAGCUGCCGUACUUCACCAACAAGCAGGUGGACCAGUACCAAGGAGCUGCGUCCUACGAGAACCCGCCGCACAUCUACGCCCUGGCUGACACCAUGUACCGGAACAUGGUCAUCGACUCUGAGGGACAGUGCGUCAUCAUCUCGGGUGAAAGCGGUGCCGGCAAGACAGUGGCUGCCAAGUACAUCAUGGCGUACAUCGCCCAGGUAUCCGGUGGAGGACCAAGAGUACAGCACGUCAAAGACGUCAUCUUAGAAUCCAACACCAUUUUGGAGGCCUUCGGCAACGCCAAGACCGUCAGGAACAACAACUCUUCACGCUUUGGCAAAUACGUGGAGAUCCAGUUCAGCCGAGGUGGCGUUCCCGAGGGAGGACGCAUCUCCAAUUUCCUCCUGGAAAAGUCGAGAGUUGUGAGCCAGAGCCCGAACGAACGAAAUUUCCACAUUUUCUACCAAGUCUGCUACGGUGCCUCUCCGGAGAUGAAGAAAGAAUUGGGAGUGGCUAACCCUGACUACUACAGCUAUCUGAACCAAAGCGGAGUUUACAAGGUGGAAGGAACCAAUGACGCCCACGACUUCCAGGAGACUCUGAAAGCCAUGACGGUGAUGGGCAUGAGCGAAGACGAGCAGACCCAGUUUCUGCGAGUCGUCAUGGGCGUCCUGCACAUGGGGAUGAUCACAUUCGUCGAGAAAGGAAACUACGCCGUCGUCGAGGACGAACAAUACCUGGAAUUUCCAGCCUACCUGUUGGGAUUGGAAAGUGCACAGCUGGCCAAGAAACUGACAAGUCGUGUUCUGGACUCCAAGUGGGGUGCCCGCUCGGAGAGUAUAGAGAUGCAGCAAAAUGUAGAGCAGGCCAACUAUAUCCGCGACGCAUGGGCUAAGGCACUGUACACACGCAUCUUUGACCGCCUUGUGGAUAUUAUCAACAACGCCAUGCAGACCACAGCUGGCGAGCUCAACGUCGGCAUUUUGGACAUCUACGGCUUCGAAAUUUUUCAACGAAACGGCUUCGAGCAAUUCUGCAUCAAUUACGUGAACGAGAAGCUGCAGCAAAUUUUCAUCGAGCUCACUCUGAAAGCUGAACAGGAAGAGUAUGUUCAAGAAGGAAUUCAGUGGAAGGCAAUUGACUACUUCAACAACAAGGUUGUCUGCGACCUUAUUGAAAGCAAGGUUCCCCCGGGAGUGUUCUCUGUGCUUGAUGACAUCUGUGCCACGAUGCACGCCACGGGUGAAGGAGUGGACGCGCAGUUGUGUCAGAAGCUCUCGCACCAAGUUGGCAACCAUCCACAUUUUCAACUGACUGGCGGCACUGGAUUCGCUGUGCACCAUUACGCGGGCAAGGUCACCUAUGAUGCGGACGGCAUGUGCGAAAAAAACCGGGACGUCCUGUUUCCAGACGUCGUCCUCGUCAUGCAGAGCAGUUCCAAUUCAUUCAUCAAGAGUCUUUUUCCUGAGAACGUAACUGGGACAGUCAAGGGAAGACCUACCACAGCUGGUUCAAAGAUCAAGAGCCAGGCCAACAAGCUGGUAGAGGCAUUGAUGAAAUGCACGCCACAUUACAUUCGCUGCAUCAAGCCAAACGAAACGAAGAAAGCUCAUGACUGGGAAGAAGACAGGGUGAAGCACCAAGUCGAGUACCUGGGUCUCAAGGAAAAUGUACGUGUGAGGCGAGCUGGAUUUGCCUACCGGCGAGUCUUCGACAAGUUCCUGCAUCGGUAUGCAGUCUUGACCAAAGAGACUUUCCCACAAUGGCGUGGAAACAUCAAGGAAGGCAUACUUCAUAUUCUCAACAGUGUUGGCAUGGACAAAGAUCAAUAUCAGCUUGGGAAGACAAAGGUCUUUAUUAAGGCCCCCUGAUCACUGUUCCUACUGGAAGAAAUGAGGGAGCGGCGGUAUGAUAAGCACGCCCGAGUCAUUCAGAAGGCAUUCAAGAAGUACUUUGCCAGGCAGCAGUACCUCAAGCAAAAGCAGAAAGCUGCGGACAUCCUGCAAGGUCGCAAAGAGCGGUGUCAUCAUAGCCUGAACCGCAAUUUUGUUGGGGACUACAUUGGCCUCGACCACCAUCCAGAACUGAGGGUGCUCGUCGGAAAGCGCGAACGAGUGGAGUUUGCUGAAACUGUCCUCAAGUAUGAUCGUCGUUUCAAGCCUGUGAAGAGGGACCUGAUCUUGACUCCCAAGUCACUAUUUCUUAUUGGCCGAGAAAAGAUUAAGAAAGGAAAUGACAAGGGUAAAAUCAAGGAGGUCAUUAAACGCAAGAUUGACCUCGAGAACAUUUCUCAGGUGACAACAAGCACGCGUCAGGAUGACUUCUUAGUGUUGCAAGUGAGGAAUGAGUACGACACCUUUAUUGAGUCUGUCUUCAAGACUGAGUUCCUCUUCAUGCUCGACAAGAAAGUUCGGGAAAAGUGCCAGCGGCCUUUGAACCUGCACUUCUCUGACAAGAUGGAGUACCGAGUGAAAAAAGAAGGCAUCUUCGGUGGUGGCUCCACCAAGCAGGUGCAUGUCACCCAAGGUCAUGGUAAUGAGGCUGUUCUAAAGGUCACUGCAGGUGUUCUCAACAUAAGCAUUGGCCCUGGCCUGCCAAAGAAUUCAAGACCAUCGGAGCGCUCAGCAUCUUCUGGGCCGAGGCCAUCAAAGGUGAGCACCUCAAGGACACACCAGCAGCCCAGUGGGAACAAGUUAAAGGAACACAAUGGCAGAGGUCGGACUGUGACUACUGCAGCAUCUGCCAGGACUCCGAACGCCGCUCUUGCAGCUGUCAUAGGAGCAAGGGCAGCUACAGGGGCAGGAAAUGCAAUGAGGCACGCUCCAAACCUGCCACGAACAGGCCACAGUCAGCACAAAAGGGUAUCCACAGAAGGAAAUGGCCCUUCAGACUACAUGAGACCACCUGAAGCAGGCGUGUCAGGGGAAAAGCGCAAGAACUCACAGAAAGCAAGGCCAGUCCCAGGUGGUGGCAAGCCAAAGCCGCCAAGCAGGCCGAAGCCGGCAGUGCCCACAUGCAAGGCCUUAUACGCGUACGAGCCUCAGGAUACAGACGAGCUGGCAGUUAGUGAAGGUGACAUCAUCGAAAUCCUCAAAGAAGACCCAUCAGGCUGGUGGCUUGGUCGACUAAGAGGCAAGGAGGGGCUCUUCCCUGCCAAUUACGUGGAACGUAUCUGAUUUUUGCAUUUUAAAUUCAACAUUGCUAUAGGUCUCCUUUGCAUAGAGCUUGAAAGCAGCGAAGUGUUCAAGUGUGAUUAAGAACCACAAGACCUCAACGAUUAUCCUUUGUACGAAUUCUGCUUCUGUUACAAGAUGAAGAGAUUGUGUCUUCUUACUUUCGUUCAAAGGUAACUAGAGGCCUAAGUUAACCCACUGUGCUAAUCUGAGGAAAGUGAAUAGACUUCACCAUCUGGAUUGUGCGCAGCUUGAGAACACUGUUGGCAAGAUCUCUGGUGCUUCAAGCACAAUCGCUGAAGCACCUUGUACUUUUUCACAUUGUUUGCAAUGUGGAUGAAAACCUUGUGAGGAUGAUCGAAGAGAACUGAAGGCUAGUGUCAUUGUGGCCAGAGCGGCUAUAUUCAUCAGCCUAGUGUUGUUUUCCAUUCUAGCUACAUUUUAGUUUUGUAGAAACAUUGCAGAAGUUGGCAGUUUUUAUUUUUUCUUUUACACAGGCCUAACUAUGCAGAGCUGUGUGAAAGCUGUUAACAAGUGUCCUUUUUUUUUUUCAGAAAAGCUUAUCAUUAAAGCUUUUUCUUUUUAUCUGUACAUUGCUUAUCUGUCUUCUGUACAAUUCUGAAAAGUGCUAUCUCCUCUUCAUUGCGAAUCAGCGAGUGGACACUGCGCUUUACCCAAUAUCGCACUAGUCCGUUUGGUUAAUGUGCAUCUUAGCAUUACUAAUUUCAGAAGACACUUGAACAUCCAUGCAGAUUUGAUCAGAAGUCAUGGUAUCGGUAUUAUAGCCAAAGAUUAUAGUUUAGCCAUGAACGAGCAGCCUUCAGCUUCCAAGUUGUCCGGUUUCUGGAGCCCUCCACUGUGGCAGUCUCUCAUUAUCAUAUGGUGGUUUGGGGACAUUAAACCUCACUAUAUCAAUCAUCCAAGUUGUCUGUUUAUUAUAGCCAUAUUCAAUAUGUGAAAGCAUACUGGUUGUCUUCACUAUUUGUACAAAGGUUACCCUGAAAAAAAGCAUCAGUCCCAUAGUCAUAAGACUAGGAGGAAUUUUUUGCUCUUUGAGGCUUUCUUUAUGACGAAAAUUUUUUUGUGCUGUUUUUUGCUACUCUUAGAUCAUAUUUUAUAAAAUUUAGGGAAUCUUCUCCUCUUCACAGGCCUCUGCAGACCUGUAGUGUUGCCAGGAAUUUAUGUGGAUUUUUGUUACAGUUGUCGCUAUUGAAACCAAGUUCAGUUAUAUAUUCAAUAAGUGCACCAACAACACUGAGAUUUCAUCUUUAACUUAGUUGCAUACUAUUUCAAAGAGGGAACAAUAAGGUCAUGUUCAGAAGUGCAGAAAUUUGGGCACGUUCGUACUGAUCAAUUUUAGUAUUAUAAAAGCGUGUAUCUCUUGUAUUUUGUCUGCUAAGUGCUCUGAAAUACCAAUAUGAAUAAGGUCAUGUAAAUACUGUUCUUAGAAAGUUUUGUGCACUCGGACACAAUCAGUGAAAUAAAAAUGGCAAUGACGG